AAGAUUUUAUCUGCAGUUUACUAGGCCUACUUCAGAUGCCACUGCCUGGAAAGUACAUUUUACCUGAGAUGUUCAUCAUGAGAGUAGGUGGAUGUGAUCUGCAGUAAAUCAGUAGGAACUGAUCUGUCCAUGCUGGAUAUUGAUGAAUUCAUCCCAGAAAUCUCCCGGAAAGAGGUGACGUCACUGAAAACAAAACUGAUGGAGAAACUCUCUGAACAGAGAUCCAGAGACACACAGGACUCACAGCUCACUUUACUCUGUUCUACUGACUGUAAUCAGGGUGAUCAAACCUCCACAGAGUCUCAGACUUCUGUCUGUAACGCUGGAGAACAGCAGAUGCUGCAGACACCAGUGAAGAUCGAAGUGAAGCAGGAGGAGAUAAAAGUAGAGGAACAACAGAGUGAUGAUGAUCAAACCUACACAGACUCUCUGACUUCUGUCUGUAAUGCUGAAGAACAGCUGAUGCUGCAGACACCAGUGAAGAUCGAAGUGAAGCAGGAGGAGAUAAAAGUAGAGGAACAACAGAGUGAUGAUGAUGAUGAUCAAACCUCCACAGAGUCUCUGACUUCUGUCUUUAAUGCUGGAGAACCGCAGAUGCUGCAGACACCAGUGAAGAUGAAGAUGUGUUCAGUGGAGCUGCUGGACUGCAGGAACCUGAUGAAGAUGAGAGGAGAAAUCAAAGUACAGGAACAACAGAGUAAUGAAGAUGAUGAUGAUCAAACCUCCACAGAGUCUCUGGCUUCUGUCUGUAACACUGAAGAACAGCAGAUGCUGCAGAUACCAGUGAAGAAUGAAGUGAAGCAGGAGGAGAUAAAAGAAGAAAUCACAGUAGAGGAACAACAGAGAGAUGAUGAAGAUUAUAUUUCAGAGCUGAUGGAAGUGAAAGAGCAAUGUCAAGAACUGAAUAAAGUGGAGGAGAAACUUCAGUGUCAGAAACAUCAUGAUUUCACAACUGGAGAAAAAUCUUUCAGUUGCUCAAAGACUAAGAAGAAUUUAUCACCAGAAAAGCAUAAAAGAAGAGCAGCCAAUAAUACCUGCUCACAGUGUGGAAAGAUUUUCACAAAUAAAAGCCGGCUUAAUAAACACAUGAAAGUUCAUAUUGGAGAUAAACCUUACAAGUGCCAUCAGUGUGGGAAAAGUUUUGCAUAUACAGUUUGUCUCAAAGGUCAUCUCCACUCUCACUCUGGAGAGAGACCAUUUGAAUGUGAAAAGUGUGGUAAAACAUUUGUUUUGAAUUCAAGCCUAAGAAAACAUCUGAAAACUCACACAGAUGAGAAGCCUUAUAAGUGUUCUUUUUGUGGAAACGGUUUUCCUCACCUGUCCUAUUUGAAAAAUCACCAGAAAAUACAUACCGGUGUGGGGGCUCAUAUGUACUUUGAAUGUGGGAAGACCUUUAUUACAGCCAGCAGCAUGAAACAGCACCAAAUAAUUAAUGCUGGAGAAAAACCAUACAAGUGCUCACACUGUGAACAGAGUUACACUCACUCACGUAACCUGAAAAUACAUGAGAGAAUCCAUACUGCAGAAAAACCUUACAAGUGCUCACACUGUGGAAAAAGUUUCACUCUGUCACAAUACCUGAAAAAACACAAGAGAAUCCAUACUGGAGAAAAACCUUACAAGUGCUCACACUGUGGAAAGCGUUUCACUCAGUCACAAAGCUUGAAAACACAUGAGAGAAUCCAUAAUGCAGAAAAACCUUACAAGUGCUCACACUGUGGAAAGAGUUUCACUCUGUCACAAUACCUGAAAAAACACAAGAGAAUCCAUACUGGAGAAAAAUCUUGCAAGUGUUCACACUGUGGAAAGAGUUUCACUCGGUCACAAAGCUUGAAAACACAUGAGAGAAUCCAUAAUGCAGAAAAACCUUACAAGUGCUCACACUGUGAAAAGAGUUUCACUCUGUCACAAUACCUGAAAAAACACAAGAGAAUUCAUACUGGAGAAAAACCUUACAAAUGCUCACACUGUGGAAAAAGUUUCACUCUGUCACAAGACCUGAAAAAACACAAGAGAAUUCAUACUGGAGAAAAACCUUACAAGUGCUCACACUGUGGAAAGUGUUUCACUCAGUCACAACAACUGAAAAGACAUGAGAGAAUUCAUACUGCAGAAAAACCUUACAAGUGUUCAAACUGUGGAAAGAGUUUUACUAACACACAAAACCUGAAAAAACACGAGAGAAUUCAUACUGGAAAAAAACCUUACAAGUGCUCACACUGUGAAAAGAGUUUCACUCAGUCACAACAACUGAAAAGACAUGAGAGAAUCCAUACUUCAGAAAAAUCAUACAAGUGCUCACAAUGUGAUAAGUGUUUCACUCAGUCACAAAACUUGAAAACACACGAGAGAAUCCAUACUGGAGAGAAACCUUACAAGUGCUCACACUGUGGAAAGCGUUUCACUCUGUCACAACACCUGAAAACACACGAGAGAAUCCAUACUGGAGAAAAACCAUACAAGUGCUCACACUGUGGAAAGAGUUUCACUGAGUCUCGAAGCAUGAAAACACAUGAGAGAAUUCAUACUGGAGAAAAACCUUACAAGUGCUCACACUGUGGAAAGAGUUUCACUGAGUCUCGAAGCCUGAAAACACAUGAGAGAAUUCAUACAGGAGAAAAACCUUACAAGUGCUCACACUGUGGAAAGAGUUUCACUGAGUCUCGAAGCCUGAAAACACACGAGAGAAUACAUACUGGAGAAAAACCUUACAAGUGCUCACACUGUGGAAAGAGUUUCACUGAGUCUCGAAGUCUGAGAACACAUGAGAGAAUUCAUACUGGAGAAAAGCCUUACAAGUGCUCACACUGUGGAAAGAGUUUCACUGAGUCUCGAAACCUGAAAACACACGAGAGUAUUCAUACUGGAGAGAAAUCAUACAGCUGCUCUUCAUGUGGGAAAAGUUUCAGGGCAGCAAGUAAUCUUCAAAGACAUGUAAAAAAGAAUUGCCCAAGUAGACACGCUGAGCAACAAUCAUCUUCAGGUCCAACAAGAUUAAAUAAAUAGUUGGAAAGAUGAACCCAAUGAUGGAAUCUUUCCAAAUUGAGUAGCAUCUUCUCAGAAUAUUAGUUAUGUUUUGUUUGUAAAUAAAUCAGAC
This is a messenger RNA of Xyrauchen texanus (razorback sucker), 3097 nucleotides long. Its product is annotated as zinc finger protein 271-like. Lineage: Eukaryota; Metazoa; Chordata; Actinopteri; Cypriniformes; Catostomidae. Gene Ontology annotation, molecular function: RNA polymerase II cis-regulatory region sequence-specific DNA binding; DNA-binding transcription factor activity. The record is from RefSeq and is a predicted model, not a curated record. The coding region runs from base 130 to 3006 and encodes 958 amino acids. Gene Ontology annotation, biological process: regulation of transcription by RNA polymerase II. The transcript is spliced from 4 exons.